Messenger RNA from Gadus morhua (Atlantic cod), 887 nucleotides. Its product is annotated as CD209 antigen-like protein C. The transcript has a single exon. The record is from RefSeq and is a predicted model, not a curated record. NCBI's taxonomy places the organism in Eukaryota, Metazoa, Chordata, Actinopteri, Gadiformes, Gadidae. Bases 45 to 887 code for a protein of 280 amino acids.
GGGGUAGGACGAUAACAAACUCUGAAAACGGUUUGGACCAGAAUAUGGCUGAGGCGAUUUACACCACGCCCAACAUGGCCAGGAACACACAAGGAGAGAGAGAGGAGAGGAUAGUGGAGAUCUACGCUACCAGUGAGAGCCUCAGAGAUCAACACCAGGACUAUGUGGGGACAGAGGAGUCCUCCAAUACUCUGGGAACAGUAAGCAGUCAGCAGCCGGACCCUGUGAGCCCUCCUUGGUGUCAGAUCAGGGCUGUGGUGGUGCUUCUGGUCCUGCUGUCUGUUGCCCUGCUGGCUGGACUGGUCGGGUUAGCAGUGAAACACAAGAACGUCAUGGAGAGAGACAUGGAGCAACUUUUCCAAAUGCUGAAGAAUGUGACAGAGCAACAGAAGAGCAUCUCGGAGAAGACUAUAAGCAUGGACAGAAAAAUGGAGCAACUUCACAAAAGGCUGAAGAGUGUGACAGAGCAGAUAGACACACUGCUUUGUAAACAGGACUGUCCAGGUGGUUGGACUAAGUUUGGUUGUAAAUGUUUCAGUUAUUCCAGUGAGAGGGGAUCCUGGAGUAAGAGCAGGAAGCUCUGUGUUUCCAAAGGAGCAGAUCUGGUGGUCGUGGACAGUAAAGAGGAGAUGGACUUCAUCAACAGAGGGUACGCUGAGUACUUCUGGCUCGGAGCGACAGAUGAGGCCAGUGAAGGGUCGUGGAGAUGGGUUGAUGGGACCGUCCUGUCAGUGGAUAACCCCUCCUGGAGAAGAGGGAAACCUGAUGGUGGCAAGGACAAGAACUGCUUAAGGAGGGACUGGGGGCAGCAGCCCAACAUUAAAUGGACAGAUGAGAGCUGUAAAGCCAACAGAUAUGGGCUUUGUGAACAUAAUUUAAUGAAAUGA